CCCACGUGUGAGCUGCGUCAGAUCUGGACACAUUGAAACUAAAUGUCAUUUCCUGGCGGAGUUGAUUUCAGCACACACACACACACAAGAACUUUAACAAAGAUCGAUGCUGUGUCCGUUGCUGAGAAAUGGAGUGUCAGUGUGAAAACAACGCUCAGGAUGCCUCUACUGGGUGGUUCCAGAGCGGCAGCAAUGUCCAGAUGGGGACUUUCGCUGUGGUGGGCUAUCUUCUCUACAGAUUUUCACAAACUCUCCCAGCCCUGAUCCGAUGGCCGAUCCGUUUCUUCUGCUACAUAACUGGUCUGUCAGCUCUGUGGGGCUGGGUGAGCCGCCUGAUUGGAACCCUCCGUGUAAUCAAGAACCUGGUAAAAUGGCUUUCCCGAACGUGGCGUUUUCUAGUUGCAUUUUCCUCCAAGUUCCAGUGGACGGUUCCCAUCAUCAGAGCUAUUACAGGAUCCUAUGACACCACAGAGAAGUUGGAUUUGAGGCUGAUCGUCCUGGGGCCCAGCGGAGGAGGAAGAACCUCCAUAGCAGAUACUUUGUUAGGCGGCAACAAGACAAGAGCAUCCACGGAUCCUAUAAAGCAGAGCACCAAGCGGACUGCAGUUGUGGACGGUAGAGAGAUAACAGUGAUUGAACCCCCAGAUAUUUUAGGGACAUCUCUGGGGAACACCAGUCGGGCCAGGGAGGCCUUAAGGAGUCUGCAGCUCAGCAGUCCUGGUCCACAUGCCUUUCUGCUGGUGAUCCGAGCUCCAGGCUCCGGCAUGUCAGUCGACCAGGACCCCACCCAAGCUAUUCAAGGCACCCUUGAGCUGUUUGGAGAGGGAGUCACGGGAUACAUCAUUCCAGUGCUCACUCAUGCAGACAGGCUGGGACGAAGACGCACUGUGGAUCAGCUGCUGGAGGCGGAUUCGGGGGAGCUGAAACGAGCUUUGUCUCUAUGUGGUCAGAGACCAGAGCUUGUGGACAACAGGCCUGACCUUCCGCCUGAAGCACAGACUGAUUUGUGCAGAAAUUUGGUGGAUCGUGUGAUGGAGAUUAAGACUUUUAGGGGGCAUUUUGUUCAUGAGGUGCACAGGAGGGAGGACUACCUGAGGGAGAGGCUGCUGGAUGACAUGUCCUCGGCACUGGCUAAAAAACUGGGCCAUAUGUAAAUAAGGGGACGACAGAACUGGAGAUGUUGGUGUUUGAAAAUGAAAAAUUAUUAUUGUACUUGGGACUCUUUAUAUAUAUAUAUAUAUAUAUAUAU
Molecule: messenger RNA, 1249 nt
Organism: Fundulus heteroclitus (mummichog)
Lineage: Eukaryota; Metazoa; Chordata; Actinopteri; Cyprinodontiformes; Fundulidae
Product: GTPase IMAP family member 4
Exons: 8
Coding region: 129-1154 (341 amino acids)
Molecular function (GO): GTP binding
Source: RefSeq, a predicted model, not a curated record